Colius striatus (speckled mousebird) is the source of this 3067-nucleotide messenger RNA. It is a transcript of the gene CMPK1, whose product is annotated as cytidine/uridine monophosphate kinase 1. The transcript has 6 exons. Gene Ontology annotation, cellular component: cytoplasm; nucleus. Gene Ontology annotation, molecular function: ATP binding; UMP kinase activity. Gene Ontology annotation, biological process: CDP biosynthetic process; UDP biosynthetic process; 'de novo' pyrimidine nucleobase biosynthetic process. Lineage: Eukaryota; Metazoa; Chordata; Aves; Coliiformes; Coliidae. Bases 289 to 879 code for a protein of 196 amino acids. The record is from RefSeq and is a predicted model, not a curated record.
GCUCGUUGGCGGCCGCGCUGCGCGGCGCGCGCUGGGAGAGAAGCCGCCGGCGGCUCUGCGCGCACGGCCCCGCCCCGCCCCUCCCGGCCGGGGACCCGGAAGCACUUUCCCUCGGCGGGGGACAGCUCAGCAGCGGGUGCGCGGCAGCGGCUCUGCCUCAGUCCCAUCCCCAUCAGCCCCAGCCCUGGCCUCGCUGCCCGCCGCUCCCCACCCGCUUCACGGCCUCUCUUUGGCCGCCGACUCGCCGCCGCUGUCCUGCUGCUGCUCCGCCGCCGCCUCCUUCUCCUGAUGAAGCCCGUCGUCGUCUUCGUCCUCGGCGGGCCUGGGGCGGGCAAGGGGACGCAGUGCGCUCGCAUCGUGGAGAAGUAUGGCUACACACACCUUUCUGCUGGUGACCUCCUCCGGGAUGAACGGAAAAGGCCAGGCUCGCAGUAUGGAGAACUCAUUGAGAACUACAUUAAAGAGGGGGAAAUUGUGCCGGUGGAAAUAACAAUCAGCUUGCUGAAGAGGGCUAUGGAUCAAACAAUGGCUGCCAAUUCCCAGAAGAACAAGUUCUUGAUUGAUGGAUUUCCCAGGAAUGAAGAUAAUCUUCAAGGCUGGAAUAAGACUAUGGAUGGAAAGGCGGAUGUUUCUUUUGUUCUCUUUUUUGAUUGUGACAAUGAGAUCUGCAUUGGCCGCUGUCUGGAAAGAGGCAAGAGCAGUGGUAGGAGCGAUGAUAAUCGAGAGAGUCUGGAAAAGAGGAUUCAUACAUACCUGCAGUCUACAAAGCCUAUAAUAGAUUUAUAUGAGAGAAUGGGAAAAGUCCGAAAAGUGGAUGCCUCUAAAUCUGUUGAUGAAGUUUUUGAAAAAGUUGUACAAAUUUUCGACAAAGAAGGCUAAUUCCCAGCUUGAAAGUUCAUAGAAACUUGUGCUUGAAUCUUGCUUGAAUAGCUGCUACUGCAGUCCACUCUUUGUAAUUGUUUUCAAAGAUUUUUUAAUUGUUUUUUUCACAUAUCUAAUGAUGAUCAGCAAAGCAGUUAAUUACAAAUGGAUCUGUUUUUUAAAUAGGAAAGAAUUUCUUGUGGCUAUAGUGUAGAGAUUUCAGGGUUCUCCUUUAGUACAAGUUCAGUUACUCCCAUGACAAAACCACAGUUAGGACAUCUCUCUGAAGAGACUAUUUAUUCUGUCACUGUUCAUGCCUGUUGUGGGCAACCCUUAUUCCUUACUACCAUACACCAAUUGUUUCCUAAGGAUCAGCUAAACAGCAACACUGAGCAAUGAGGGACCCGUGUGCCCUUGUUUGGUUUUUUUGGAUGCUUGGACCAAAUUUAACAAGAUAUUUCUUCAGAGUAUAAUUUGUCACAAAGUUCUGUAUUAUGCCCAAACCUGGAUCCUUUUAAAUCAGGCUACAGUUAGAAUAUGUUUUAGCAGUUCUCACAAAACUAUUUAAUGUGCUGCUCAGCAAUAGACAUACAAAGUCCUUGAUAGGAAGUGGUGCUUUCUUAGGACUCUGGAUAAACUGCCUCGUAAGCUCUUGAAUACCUGGAUGAUGUGGCCCUGGGCUUUACCUUAUUUUCAUUUGCAAAAGGUUAAGAAUAUAAUUUCAAAGUCAGGUCAGUAUUUUCACACUCAUUUAUUUAAAAUGGGAAGUUAUAUUCUUAAUUACAGCAUGGUCUUCACAAGGUGGCAAAACUCUUAGUGUACAAUAAGCAAAAUCUUUUAACAGUUCUGUCUUUCUUUAGCAGUUGGGAUUUUCUGUGUUGUUGUUAUGAUUAUUCAAAUACUGUGUUACUGACUGCUUUCAGGUGUAUUACCUGGGGAAGUAUUUUUAUGCUUAAAGGAGUGAAUUUGUUUCCCUAAAAUGGUAUCAUUUUAAUAGCUGUUUGUUUGAAAACUGUAAAUUAUUGCACUUUUGUUAUGAGGGAAGUUACCUGCAGAAAAAAAAGUUGCAUUCCCUUAAACAAAUUGAGUCCUGCUUCAUCACCUUGUCUUGAAUUAGCCAAGUCAAUAGCAAUAGUUAAGAUAAGCAUAAGCAGGCAACUAGUUGGAGCAAACUGGUUUUAACAUUUGCACAGAUGUGAUGUAAUUCUGCCUUUUGCUUAAGGAAUCUUUUUCUCCCCUGUGUAGUAUGCAGAAGUCUGUAGGGGCCCAACCACGUGUUCCUUGCACGUCCUAAGCUUUCACUGAAGAAAGCUUGAGAAGAUGAGUGUUUUAACUAGCGGUAGAGUGUUUCUCCUUACAUUAACUGACACUGUAAUUGACCUGUGACAUGCUGUUAGAUGUUGCAAGUCACAGGGAAUUGCAAUUUGGAAAUACAGGGGUUCAGCUUUUCUUUAUUGCUGCCUUUCUCUAUUUAGGAAGAGCUUAACAUUGAGCCGAGCUUCUAAUUAGAAUCAGUUCUGUUGGUCCUCAUCCUGCAAUCUGAGCUGUGCAGGCACAUUUGCAUCAAUUCUCAUCUCGCUGAGGUUAUUGAGGCUACUGGACUGGGAAAGAGAUGGGUACAGAAACAAAGAGUACACUUUUCCAGUAUGGUAGGAGUUCAAACAAUGGCCUGAGCACAAAUAGCUGUUUACUACUGCAGAAUAUAUGGACCAUGACUACUUGUGAGUGUGGGAGGCCAACGCUUUCGCUUUAUGAAUUUCUCCUUAAAGAUAAUUCUUCUUGUAGAAAUAUGCUGACAUAGGAUAGGAUCCAGCAAAACUGCAUGUUUUGAUAUGAAGGAAUAGAAUCAAGGUUUUUCCAAAGAGGCUUCAAGCAGGAUUCUUUCAUUAGAGAGAUUUAAUUGUCUUUUGUUUCUAAGUUACUGGUUUUUACAAGUUGCGUUUGGAAUAAAGUAUCUGUUUUCUCUCAUCAUAUACUUUUCUGUGUAUUUAAGUGCUGAAACAAAGAAGAAAAAAAAACCCUUUGGAACGAGUUUUUAGGAAAAAACCCAAUGCUUUGGCAAUAUUGAAUUUGGAGUGGAUUGUAACGUGUCUGUGCAAAGACUAGACUAUUUUUUGGUCAUUUUAUUUAUUGAAGAUGCUGUUAAAUGUGUUACUGAUUCUUUCAAGUUGAACUUGGGGUUGAAAUAAAGAUUAAAGACACCAUA